AUGACAACCUCACGGCCGACAAUAUUCAGAUUUGUGCCUCAAAGACCACAGCGGCGCCAAACGCAACGCGAACAUGAAUUGGAAAUCGCCAAUCGACGCUCACAUGCAGCCACGGUAACCCACAUGCGAAAAGCUUCGCUACACCUCCGAUACGUACCGCCAGGAGAAACACGCUCCGGUCGCGCUGAAAAGCCAAUCCUCUUGAACCCAGAAUCUUCCGCUUUGUAUCCGAAGAAACCAACAUCGGUGACUGGCGGACAUGCAUCAGUAUGGCAGCUGCUGGCGUCUCUUCCCGAGAUGGAAGACGAGGAUGAAGUCGUUGAUCUCGACAGCCUUGUGGAAGUCCUAUCGAGGGGAGAACCGAUCAGCACCGCCCCAGGUGGUAAUUCGGACGCUUUCAAUUGUUACGCCAUCAGCAUCACUUCUCGCAUUAACCAGGUCUUGGCCUUUGCCCGUGAUGUAGGCAUUCCGGGACUGUUUUUCACACCAUUCUUCCACCGCAUCUCUCAUCCAAUCGCCCAGCCGACGGUGGUGAAGUCUUCGAGCAUCCUGUCUUCUCCCAGUGCUGUCUUGAACUGGGAGCUCACGUCGGCUGCAUUGACAGACCAGGGAGCAGCGCUGGCUCUUGUAUCGUCACAUGUGGUGGUCAUGUGUCUCUUCUUGCCACCUCCUGCAGCUCGGCUUUUCCGAGAAAUAGCUAUGAGAAUGAUGUCGCACAGUAUGUUGCUGCUAAGGAACGAGAUUGCCCGGUUCCCAGCCACGCAGGGAGCUCCGUACAAAGCCUCGAAGUUUCUCAUUCUUCAGAUGUACUGGCUUUAUCGGGCUGAGAGUACCGCGCGAAACUUCGCGGCGGCGGCGAUCCACGAAAAGAUGCUAUAUCGUUUUAUCGCGGAACUGAACGAUGAGGAUGUCGACUUCAAAUAUUACAUGUACUUGUGCAUGAUGUUCUGGGCGGUUGACACAACCAUCAUGACAAUGAAACGAGACAGCUAUGAUCCUCGUCCACACGGCUCUAAAAUAAUCGCUAGGCUGCAGCGACUCGCAGCCCCUGAUCUGGAGUAUCUACCCGCUGAUUACAAGUACCCCGAUUGUAUCAUCAACCAUGAGCCUCUUCGCUCUGUUCUAGUCCGGUCCCGGCGACUGGCGACUCUUAUGUCGAAUCCCCUUCCCGCGGAGGUCUGCGCGGACCCCAUAAAGAGGUUUAACGUGUCCUACUUCUGUGUGAUACAAAACUUUCUUGAUACGCUAACCUUGAUGGAUUCGUACUUUGACACAACCGAUGGUGGCAAUCCAUUUUCCUUACCGACGGGUGGGCAAAAAUAUCUCUACGCCGGCGCCUGUCUAACAAUUGUUCUCGUCUCGAGGUCGCUCAUUGAUGUCACGUCCAUUAACGGCGUUAACUUACGAGAGGCAUCUCACAUCAUCCUUCCUCAUCUACGGCGCAUCUGCGAAUUAGUACGGUUGACAAUGACACCAUUCGAAAGGACCCUGUUCCAAGAACUUCGGCUUUGGAUUUUCUAUAUUGGCACCCUUUAUGAGCAGCGUUUACUCCUCAAAAGAGUCGACCCGGUCGAGACCUGGUUCGGUGAUAUGCUUGCGAUCGAGGCUUCCGCGUCCCAGACCGUAGAUUGGCAAUCGAUGAAACAAAUCCUCCAGAAAUUCCUAUUUUCUGAGUUCAUGGAACCUCAUGGUGAGUUUUGGUUCGAGAGCUGGCUAAAAAGCAAAAACAUGUGA
Molecule: messenger RNA, 1734 nt
Organism: Exophiala spinifera
Lineage: Eukaryota; Fungi; Ascomycota; Eurotiomycetes; Chaetothyriales; Herpotrichiellaceae
Exons: 1
Coding region: 1-1734 (577 amino acids)
Source: RefSeq, a predicted model, not a curated record